This is a messenger RNA of Stomoxys calcitrans (stable fly), 504 nucleotides long. Its product is annotated as heat shock protein 22. The transcript has a single exon. Gene Ontology annotation, biological process: protein refolding; response to heat. The record is from RefSeq and is a predicted model, not a curated record. The coding region runs from base 1 to 504 and encodes 167 amino acids. Gene Ontology annotation, molecular function: protein folding chaperone. NCBI's taxonomy places the organism in Eukaryota, Metazoa, Arthropoda, Insecta, Diptera, Muscidae.
AUGCGUACUCUACCAAUAUUAUGGCGUAUGGCUGAAGAUUUGAGGCGCUUGGCUAUGCCUUCGUCACCAUUCUUUGAGAAUCCAUGGACUACCACGUGCUAUCGAUGGACACCAUUAACACAAGUUAAUCGUAUGCUUGAGGAAGAUUUGGCUAAAAUCAGCAAAGACGGUUAUCAAGUUUCAAUGAAUGUUUCGGAAUUCAAACCCGAAGAGUUAUCUGUGAAGGUUGUAGACAACAGCGUCAUUGUCGAAGGAAAAUCGGAACAGCACCAGGACAAUAAGGGUGGUUAUGUAUCACGUCAUUUUGUGCGUCGUGUAGCCUUACCCCAGGGCUAUGAAUCCGAAAAUGCUAUAUCCACUCUGUCUCCAGAUGGAAUACUAACCGUCAGUGUACCAAAGCCUCAAAUUGAAGUGAAGGUGCGUGAAAUUCCAAUUCAGCGUGCUGAAGCGCCGUCUAUAAAGUCUGCAGAAGACGCAAAGGGUGCCCAGAAUAAAAAUAAUUAG